CGACCCUCAUGACGCUCUUACCCUGCAACAACGCCGCCUCCAGGCCGCUCCUCCGCAAGUUUUUCCGAAUCGCAAUACGUCGGCCUUCGCCACGGUCUUAUCCCUCGAGACCUCACCUUCAAGUAUUCAAGGGGAGCAACCCACUGCAAGAUAUUUUCAUAGCUUUCGUUGUGGGGGGACCAUCCUCCGUCUCUUCAAAAUUAACAAAUUCCAUCACUUGGGUCAGAAUCAAGAUAUAAAGAUGGUGGGAAAUGGAAGAAACCCGAAGCAAAAUUGGAAAAUUUGGGUCUGCUACUUGAAUGCCUCAGAGAAAUUUAGUUGAAUUUAUCUGUGAAAUUGUUGUUUUUUUUUUGGUUCCUAAUGUGCUAUUGAAAGCUCUGGAGGCAGAGCACCCAAUAAUCGACUCCAAUUUCCAGACGAACACAAGGUCAUCUUCUCUGCAGGUUCUUCACUACCAGUUUUAUAGAAAGCCGGGCAUCAUGUCAAUGCCAGAAAAGCCUAAUUCGGUACGUACACAUGGUGACCUGAGGAGAGGGAACCUUGCGUUCAAGCACUUUACUGAACUGGAACCAAUGUCUAGUGACAGAUACAAAGUAGCAGGGAGUAUGUUUGCCAACGCUGGAGAAAACGAAAAUGCAACUGAAAUUUGGAAACUCAUUGGAGAAAAUGAAUUGGAGAUUACUCGUGGGAUGAGUUUCAUCAAAAUAGAUGGUGCCGUCCAUGAGGUUGUAGUGUGGACUAUUCAUCAUAGCAGGCACAAAGAAAUCUACAUUGGAAUUGGAACUCCAUUCUUUACUUUGGAAGAUCGCAAAACCGCUAAAAAUGGCAGUCCUCUCAUGGACAUGCUAUACUCUUGAUACGCAAAGGGGAUUUUAGCACAAAUUGAUAAGGGCAUUUACCAAUGCAACUGAGGUUUGGAGAAAGACUCGUAAAAUAUUCGAUUCAUUCAUCAUUGUGGCAGAGAAAAUAACUAUAUAUUCACAAUUUAUUGAAAGAUUUGUUACAUGGUAGAAUUCUUACGUAAUCACAGUUAUAUAUAUAUAGAUAAUAUACAAUGAUAAAUGUAUUUACAGUUUCAGCGUGUUCCUUUCUCUGCUCUCUAUGGGAGGAGGUUAUCAGCAAGUUACUCACCCGUAGUGUCUGCAUAAGCUCAAGUCUGGACUUAUGCCGGAACUGGUUCAUGUGUCAGGCAUGCACGCACCAAGGACCUGGUCGCUCGACCCACUGCAUGGAGAAAGCUGGAUAUGGUCGGAUAAUUAAUGGUGAAAGAGUGUAUGGAAAACUUGCCACAUGAAAGUUGUAAAUGAAUUGCAUGCUGUGUUUUUAACACAUUUUUUUAGACA
Messenger RNA from Malus domestica (apple), 1343 nucleotides. Lineage: Eukaryota; Viridiplantae; Streptophyta; Magnoliopsida; Rosales; Rosaceae. The record is from RefSeq and is a predicted model, not a curated record.